UAUUUAAUCUCCAAAUUUCAAAUUUGGUCAAAAUUUCGACCACUCCGCCAAUCUUCUUCAUUAUUUUCAAAAUUUUUCUGUAUUCUUCGUUGUCUUCCUGGUUGAGCUGUAUUUCCUUACGUUUUAGAUUCGAUGGAUUCAAAAAUUAAAUGCCCCAAAAUCGCAAGAUUUCCUCUCUAAAUCCCUAAUAAAUUCCCCCGACCAAUCACUCCUCUCUCUCUCUGGUUUUGUUCUCAAUGGCAACUUCAGCUUUCAAGUCAACAACUAAGAGAGCCUCCGUCGCCAACACUCCCGGUGACUCUUCUUCCUCCAACCGCUCCUCCUCCUCCUCCUCCUCCGUCCACCGCCGCGCCAGGAGUCUCAGCAGAUUCUCCCGCCGGCUUCCCGGUUUCGGUGACGAUGACGAUGAGCCUACUCCGUCUCCGAGGAACAAGGGGAGGUUCGUUACUACCGUAAGGGGAACGGAAUUCCCGGAGAUUAGUCUUGAUGAUCUUGCUAUCGAGCUCUUUGACUCCUCACUCCGAGGACGUUCGGAUUCCCGGAUUGAUGACGUCACACCACACAAAGGUAUAGGAGGAGGACGAGGACAGAAUGUGACUCAGACGAGAGGACGGUCGGUGUCUAGGCAAGGAUCGAGAGGCAGUGCUGUAAAUAGUGGUGCUGAAGGAAGGCUAACUUCGGACACCGCUAGCUCCAGGAAGAGAAGAUCGGUUUCGGUUGUUCCGUAUCAGAUUAGAGAUUCUAAGAGUGAUCUAGAACAUUUACCGAACUCAAGCAACCGUGCUAGUAUGAAGAGUUCUAUUGUUGGAAACAAUCAGACAUCCUCCGCUCAUAAGCCAACAGCUUCAAAUAAUAGGCAACGCCUAAGAAGAUCUCUCAGCCAAAAAGACUUAAAGUAUCACGAUGGCUAUUCUAGCCACUCUUCUGUUAUAACUGAUGAUGAAGGGAGGGAUGCUGCUCUUUCCAAUAAAAAUGGGAUGGAGAGGACAAUAAAAGCGGUAUAUGCACAGAAAAAGGGGGAGCACCCCAUCGGGGAUGAUGUGAAUGGUGUGUUAUAUUGUGCAAUGCGAGAAGAGCUUAGACAUGCUUUGGAAGAGAUCAAGACACAACUUGAACAAUCAAUGGUUAAAACAAAGAAGCCUGGCAUAGCAAGCAGUGAUAGCUUGUGGCCUGACAAUUCUGAUGUAAAUCAGGCUGUUUCUGCAACUAGAAGGAAGUGUACAACAAAAUUGGAGAAGUCUGAGAAGCGUAAACAAGAUUUAUUAGCUAAGAUUCUAUUGGAGGAGCAGCAUGGUAGAGAGAUCUCUAAAAUUGUCAAGGAAUUGCUUCCUGAACCAAAGAACACGAUUGUUGAGAAACCGUUACAAGCCCGAAAGAGGAGCAAUGAAAGAUAUAGAAUGUCUCGGCAAUUAACCGAGGAGGCUGAAAAGUAUAUUGAAGAUUUCGUUUCGAAUGUUGAAGACACGGAUAUUUCAUCUUUGGAUGGAGACAGGAGUGAUACUACUAGUUCAAGUAUGGGGGGAAUAACAAUGACACCAAUUUUCCAGAAUCCAGCAGUGUUUAAAUCUGUCCCUGUUGAAAUGGAUGGUAUAAUGCUGCCUUGGUUACAGUGGGAGACUUCUAGCGAUGUUUCUCCCUUUUCUUGUGAGAAUAAACGCAAUCUUUCUCAGGAAGUGACUAGUGCACAAGAUCUAAGCGAUCAAUUGACGAGCAGCAGGCGAGGGAGAUGGAGCCCAGAAUUUAGCGAUUGCCGUCCUUCAAAUUCUGUAGCGGGAUUCAGAGGUGGAAAUUACCAAAGCCAAAUCUCUGCUCCAAAUAAGAAGACGAUGGAGUUGGACUUGGAUGAUUAUCUAAAACCUAAAAGUGAGGAAGCUUUUCUCCUCGAAAUGUGGAGCCAACGACAUGGAAUUAAUUCAGGUUGGCUUUUGCUCUGUAAACACAUCUUCCUUUAAUUAAAAUCCCAUAUUUUUUAAUAAAAAAUUUGUAAUUGAGACUACAG
Hibiscus syriacus is the source of this 1999-nucleotide messenger RNA. RefSeq lists its product as uncharacterized. The coding region runs from base 237 to 1952 and encodes 571 amino acids. The record is from RefSeq and is a predicted model, not a curated record. NCBI's taxonomy places the organism in Eukaryota, Viridiplantae, Streptophyta, Magnoliopsida, Malvales, Malvaceae. The transcript has 8 exons.